AUGAGUGUAAGAAGUUCCAAAUUACCAGAAACAACCUCAAACGUUUCAGAGAAUCCUGAUCUUAUUCAUCAAACUUCACAACCCCAAAUUAAGGAGAAUGAUCAAAAUAAAAUGUCAAAUCGUCCAUUAUUAGAACGUUUUGAACCAGGAGUAUUACAAAUAUUUUUUAAAUUCACUGUGCUUAUGUUUUUAGUACCACUUUUCUUGUUCUUUACUUUAAGAAACCCUUUAG
Molecule: messenger RNA, 232 nt
Organism: Entamoeba nuttalli P19
Lineage: Eukaryota; Evosea; Mastigamoebida; Endamoebidae
Exons: 1
Source: RefSeq, a predicted model, not a curated record